AUGGAGAUCGCGGUCAGCACGACGCAGCUUGUCGGGGCCGCGGUGGGGAUCAUAGGCAAGAUCAAGCGGGUGGUGGAGACGGCGCGCCAGAACAAGGUGGAGUACGACCACCUCAGGGACCGCCUGCCCACGAUCGGCCACGUGCUGCAUGGCCUGCCGCCGGACCCGGAGUUGGAGCGGCCGCUGGCCGAGCUGAUCGACAUGCUGCAACAGGCAUACGACCUCAUCGUCGCUUUCCAGAAGCGGAGCACCGCCAAGCAAUUCUUCCGGGCAAGCAUCCACGCCGAUAGGUUAAGGUCAGUCAACGCCAGGAUCGACUCCCACCUCAGCCUCUUCCCCUUGAUCAGCUACGCCGCCAUCGCCCGCCGCCUCAAUGAACCAGGCUGCUCCUGUCCCGGAUCCCCGGCUCCGCGGAAGGUGGAGCAGGAGGACGUGUUCGUGGCGGAGCUCCUCGAGAUAUUUCCUGCCAUCCACACCGGCGAGGUGGCGAUCUGCUCCUCUGCUGGCUCCCAGCCGAACGUAGAGGACGCGUUUGCAGCGCAGUGCAAGAUCCUAGGAAUCUUUCCUCCCGAAGACACCGGCGAGGUGCCGGGCUGCUACUCGGCUGCCUCCCUCCACGACGUGGAGGAGGCGUUCAUGGAGGAGCACAAGAUCCUCGAAAUGUUUUCUCCGGAGCACACUAGCGACGGCGAGAUGCCGGGCUGCUCCUCUACCGGUUCCCUGCAAGACGUGGACGACGCGUUCGUGGCAGAGCGUAAGAUCCUCGUCUACGAGCAGGGGCAUAUGAGCAACACCACGCUGAGAGACCACCUGGUGCACGGUGUCUCCAGCUCGUCGCCGGUGACGGUGUCUUGGAGGACCCGCGUGGAGGUGCUGCUGGGCGUAUCCCGGGCCAUAGAGCACUUGCACCGCUGCGCGAUCAUCCACGGCAACGUGAGCUCGUCCAACAUCCACCUCGACACCAACUGUUACUCGAUGCCGCGCCUAUCUGGCUUCGUCAGCGUACAGGUCUUGCAGGCGGACCAGCUCGUUGCGGAGGUCGUCGGCACUCCCGGGUACAUCGACCCGGAGUACCGGUGCACGGGGCGCAUGAACCUGGCCAGCGACGUGUACAGCUUCGGUGUUGUCAUUUUGGAGGCGCUGACCGGGAGGCCGCCGGUUAGCAGCGGCCGGGUGAAGGGCGAGGACGUCGUGACCCUGGUGGACUCCACGCUCCCGGUCAUUCGAGACGGUAAUCUGCACGAUAUGCUAGACGGCCGCCCGGUGUUGCAGUUGCAGCCCAUGCUGCGACAGUUGGAGGCGCUCGAGCUCGUGACACACACGGCGAGGCUCUGCCUGUGGCCGCACGGCAAGGACCGGCCAGCCAUGUCAAACGUGGUGGCCAACCUGGAGAAGGCACUCGGGAUCAUACGCAAUAAUGAGCCUAUGAAACAAUUGUGA
Triticum dicoccoides is the source of this 1440-nucleotide messenger RNA. RefSeq names its product putative receptor protein kinase CRINKLY4. The coding region runs from base 1 to 1440 and encodes 479 amino acids. Gene Ontology annotation, molecular function: ATP binding; protein kinase activity. The transcript has a single exon. NCBI's taxonomy places the organism in Eukaryota, Viridiplantae, Streptophyta, Magnoliopsida, Poales, Poaceae. The record is from RefSeq and is a predicted model, not a curated record. Gene Ontology annotation, biological process: protein phosphorylation; cell surface receptor signaling pathway.